Molecule: messenger RNA, 5517 nt
Organism: Aureococcus anophagefferens
Lineage: Eukaryota; Pelagophyceae; Pelagomonadales; Pelagomonadaceae
Exons: 7
Coding region: 6-5480 (1824 amino acids)
Biological process (GO): intra-Golgi vesicle-mediated transport
Cellular component (GO): COG complex
Source: RefSeq, a predicted model, not a curated record
AGACAAUGCUCGAGCCCGACGUCGACGACGGGCCGACGGGCCCCGCGGCGGACCUGCUCCGGCGCAAGGUCAAGGAGACGCUCGAGCUCGACCUCGACGCGCCGGAGCUGCACGACGCGCUCGAGGUCGUGAGCGAGUUCUGGCAGGGCAACACGGCGGAGAACCGGCGGAACCUGCGGAGCGACCUCGAGCGGCGCACGGUGGAGCAGGCCGAGGCCUUCGUGGCGCACUACCGUCCCCUGCGCGACGCGCUCGCCGGGAGCGAGGCCAUGGCCGCGGAGCUCGAGGCGCACGUCGCGGCGACGGCGAGGGAGCUGCGGGACCGCGAGGCCGAGAACCGGCGCGUCGUCGCGGCGCACGACGCCCUCGUCGCGGAGCGCGACGCGCUCGCCGCGAAGCGCGAGGCGACGGUCGCGUUCCUCGCGCGGUUCCAGCUCGGCGAGCGCGAGCGCGACGCGCUCGCGGCCGGCGACUUCGCGCGGGCCGAGGACGCCGACGACUUCUUCGCCGCGCUGGCGCGCGCGGCCGGCGCGCUCGCGGACCUCGACCGCGCGCUCGCGGACGGCUCGCGGUGCUUCGCGGACGCCGUCGGCUGCGGCGAAACCGUGCGGCCGUCGGACGGCGUCGGCGCGGAGCUCCGGGACCUGCUCCGGGAGGCGACGGACGGGGCGCACGAGCGCCUGCUGGCCUUCGCGCUCCGCGCGCUCGGCGGCGACGCCACGACGGCCGCGGACGCGGCCGCCGCGGCCGCGGCGCAAGACCCGCGGAGCGCUCCGCGGCGCGCGCUCGAGGCGCUCCGGCGAUCGCCGGCCCUCGACGCGCGGUGCCGCGACGCCUGCGCGCCCGCGCGGCGCGAGCUCUGCAAGGCGCGGCUCCGCGACGCGCUCGGCGCCGCGUCGCCCGGCGGCGACCCGGAGCGCUACGCGGCGGACCGCGCGGACACCGACCGCCGGUUCGGAACGCUCGAGCUCGGUCGCAUCGGAGCGGCGGACGUGCUCGCGUGGACGCACCAGGCCCUGGCGUCCGAGGGCGAGGUGCUCCGGGGCCUCUUCUUCUCCGACGCCGCCGGCGGCGACGGCGAGGCGGCGCUUCUAGCGGCCGUCGUCGAGGGCCUGGGCGAGCCGCUCGCCGCGCGGCUCCGGUCCGCGGUCGCCGCGCUCGGCGGCGACGUCGCGCGCGUCCACGGCGUCGCGCGGCUGCUGGCGUUCUACGCGGCCACGUUCCGCGGGCGGCUCGGCGGCGACGCGCUGCCGGCGGCCGUCGCCGCCGUCGCCGACGAGGCGCGAACGGCGGCCGAAGCGGGGGCGAAGGCGCUCGGCGACGAGGUCCGCGCGUCCGACGUCCGGCGCUUCGGGCCGCGCGGCGACGCGGCGGCGCCCGCGGCGGCCGCGCUGCGCGCCGCGGGCGCCGUCCUCCGCGCGGACGCGGCGCGGCCCGACGGCGGCGACGACGGCGACUCCGCGGGCACGCUCCUCGCGCUCGUCCUCGACCCGGUGCUGCAGUCCGUCGACGCGGCGCUGGACGCCGCGCCGCUCCGCGAGUUCGCGGGGCCGGCGACCGGCGCGGCGGCGGACGCCGUCGGCGCCGAGCCGCGCGGCGGCGCGCCGGGGUCGGCGGUGGACGCCGCCGCCUGGGCCGUCGACGCCUUCGGCUUCUGCGCGGCCGAGCUCGAGGCGCUGCCGCGGGGCGACGUCGUCGACGCGUACGCGGCGCGCUUCGCGCGGCGCGCGGCGGCCGCGCUCGCCACGCCCCCAGCAGAUGACUGCUUCGAGCCCGACUGCGGCUUGCGCGGCUACAAGUUCCUGAGCUACCGCCUCGCGCGGGAGGCCGUGCUCCGCGACCGGCCGGGCGUCGUCGCCAAGGACGGGUCGAAAACGCCCUACGGCGUCUUCGCCGACUUUGGCUUCCACGGCGCGUCGUGGCUCGGCCGCCGCCGCGAGACGCGCCUCGGCAUCGACCUUUAUUUUAAGAGCAUGAAGGUCUGGCUGCUCGUCUUCUUCGCCGUCUCCGUGCUCUCGCUCGCGCCCCUCCUGGGCUACUGGCGCAACAGCGAGCUGACGGCGGCGCGGCGCGACGCGUCCGUCGAGGCGCGCGGGCCCUCGGCGGCGUUCUUCGCGCUCUCCGUGGGCUCGCUCGGCCAGUACGCGACCGUCUGCGGCAGCGCGGAGGACGGCGAGACCGUCGAGCUCAGCUGCCCGGCGCACUACGAGAUCCAGGAGGUCUUCGCGCGCGGCGCGGCGUACUACGGCGCGCCGGCGGGCGACUGCGCGUGCCCGGACGCGCAGACCGUGGACUCGCGCGGCGAGUGCCCCGGCGACAUGACCCGCGCCAUGGAGUGCGAGGGCGGCGACGCCUGCGUCAAGGGGACGACGGCGCUCGGCGACGCGUGCUGCGCCUUCUCCGCGACGCGCGGCCGCGCGGACUUCGACGGCGUCGACCCGGGGCCGGGGCCCGCGUCCUGCGCGUCGACGUCGGCGCAAAUCGUCGCGCAGGGCGUCUGCCUGGGCCGGCGCGCGUGCGCGCUCGCGGCCGACGGCGACCGGAUGUACAGUUGGGAGGACCGGGGCCGCUACGCGUCCUGCGGGUCCGAGGACUUUCGCGCCGGCGCGGGGGGCUGCGCGGCGUCGCUCGGCGUCGGCGACUUCUCGGGCUGCGCGGAAACGCGGCGCCUCCUCGCCGUCGCCUACUGCGGCCGCGCGGAGCUCCGGACGUCGGCCGCGGGCACUACCCGGCUCGACACCUUCGGGUUCCGCUGCUCGCUCCUCGACGCGUUCUGCGCGUUGCUCGUGCUCGUCGCGUCGCGGUUCCUGCUGCGGACGCAGGAGCGCGCGGAGCGGACCUACGGCACCUACGUCUGCACGCCCGCGGAUUAUACGGUGGCCGUCGACGGCGGCUCGCUGCCGACGGACUACGCGUCGCUCGAGGCCGCGGCGGCGUUGGUCGGCGACCACUUCGAGCGCGUGCUCGGCGCCCAGGCGCCGGUCAUCGAGCCGGGGCCCGUGCGCGUCGCCGACGUCUGCUUCGCCAUCGUGAGCGACCGGACGCUCGUCCGCGCGCUCGACGCGCGCGCCGCGGCCGCGCGGGCCCUCGACCGGUCCCGCGCGGCCGCGGACGUCCGGGAAGCGUUGAAGCGACCGACGGAGCAAGAGGACGAGCCCGCGGCGCUCCGCGAUGCGUUCGCGAAAGCGUCCGCGGCCGUGCAGGACCUCCUCGACGAGGGCAGCAAGGGCGCGGCGCGCGCGGCCGUCGCCUUCGUGACCUUCGAGACGGAGGAGGGCUUCCAGCGCUGCCUCCACGCGUACCCGCCGUCCCUGCGCCGCUGGCCGGGCUUCUUGCAGCCGCGGCGCCUGAAGCUCCAGGGCAAGGCCGUGCGCCUGAGCCGCGCGCGCGAGCCCCGGAAGCUCCGCUGGGAGAAUCUCGGGCUGCCGCUCGGCGCCCAGGUCUGGCGGCGCGCGCUCAGCGCGCUCGCCGUGCUGCUCCUCCUGCUCGCGACGUCGGGCGUCGUCUUCUGGGCCCGCAAGUUCGAGCAGGGCAUGGUCGCGCAGCACCCGGCGCGCGACUGCGGCGUGUUUCCGCGCGUCGUCUCCGACGGCGACGCGGCGUUCGCGUUCUCGCCCGCGGGCUCGGGGACGCUGACCAUGGCCGACGUCGUCAAGGACGAGCGCUUCGAGGACUACGGCCUCCCCGCGGGCGAGACGGGCAAGCUCGGCUGCUUCUGCGACGCCGUCGCGGCGGACGCGUCGCCGCGCGCGGCGACGCGCUACCGCUUCCGCGACCCGGAGACGCGCGGCGCGCUCGGGACGUGGUGCCGCGGCUACUACCGGGACGUCUGGCUCCUGCGCGUCGUCCGCGCGAUCGCCGUCGCCUUCGUCGUCGCCGUCGAGGUCUCGCUCAAGGUCCUGGCCAAGUGGACGACGACGUUCGAGCGCCACCCGUCGACGGUCAACGCCGACUUCUCGACGACGCUCAAGAUCUUCGUGUCGUCGACGAUCAACACGGGCCUGCUCGUGCUGCUCCUCAACGGCAACGUCGACGCCGUCGCGCCGCGCUUCGACGCCUACGGCCUCGACGGAGACCUACGCGUCCGCGCGACGGACACCUACGGCCUCCUCGGCGGCGCCUACUACGACUUCACGGCGCCGUGGUACGCGUCCGUCGGCGCGGCCCUCGUGUCCGCGAUCAUCCUCGGCGUCGCGGGCGAGCUCGGCUACGCCGUCGCCGUCGUCGUCAUGCACAAGCUCGAGGUCUGCCGGGACCGGGGCUGGUCCUGCGACGCGUCGGUGACGCGCGCGCUCACGCAGGACGAGCUCGUCGCGACGCUCGCGCCGCCGCGCAUGACGUUCCCGGCGCGCUACGCCUUCCAGCUCAAGGUCCUGUUCGUGUGCCUGCUCUACUCCGGCGGCAUCCCGCUGCUCUGGGCCGUCGCCUGCGCGACGUUCGCGGGCUUCUACGCCGUCGACAAGGUGCUCUUCACCAAGUUCCUGUCGGCGCCGCCGCCCGUCGGCGCGCGCCUCGCGAUCUUCGCGAGCUCGCUCGCGCCGCUGGCCGUCGCCGCGCACUGCCUGGUCGCCGCGUGGAUGCUCACGAACCCGGAGAUCUUCGACCAGGACGACGCCGACGGCACGCUCAUGCGCACGUGGUACGAUCCCCGGCCGCCGCAGGUCGCGGACCUGGCCUUUGCGUCGACGAGCCGCGAGACGUCGCUUGCGGACCGCGCGGACCACUGGAACGCCAUGCCCCAGUUCUUCGUCCUCGCGCUCUGCGGGCUUUUGGGCGCGCAGCGCGCGGUCCAGAAGCUCGCGGCCCUCGCGCGCGCGGCCAACGACGCCUUCGCGGACGCGCUCCAGGCGCGCUGCGGCUGCGCGCGGCUCGCGGCGUGCCUCCGGGAACCCGCGGCCGACGUCAAGGACCUGCCGCCCUACGUCGAGGCCGUGCCCGCGGACGUCAUGGAGCGCCGGAUCCGCGCGGGCGUGCUCAAGCCCCACGUCCUCGCGGCCUACGCCGAGGAGCUCGCGCGGCGCCGCGCGGACACGUCCCGCGACGGCCUCUUCGCGGCGAACGGCCGCCUCAAGGUCCGCAUGCAGGGCCUCGAGACCUACGAGUUCCGCGCGAACGACGUCUACGUGCGGCGCUUCGCGCUCGACGCGCGGUGCCUCGCCGAGGGGCCCGGCGGCGACGACGAGGCGCCGCCGUCGCCGCCGUCGCCGCGCGACCGGCGCCGCGAGGAGCGCGAGAGCGACGCGACGGAGGACGCGCACGCGGCGGCGCUCGAGGCGCGGCUCGCGGCCGAGGACGAGAACGACCGCGCGGACUUCCUCGGCCGCCUCUCCUUCGGGAGCCGGUCGCCGACGCGCCGCCGCGGCGCGCAGCGCCGCCGGUCGUCCGAGGAGCUCCUCUCCGCCAACGCGCGCCGCGCGCUCCAGCACCUCAGCCCGACGCGGCCGCGCGAGCCGAACUCGGACGACUCGCUCGCGCUGUGAGAGAGAAGCACUACCCCGUGUUAAAAAGUGCCUCGAU